GUAUCCAAACCGCUGGGAGUGGCCACCGAAGAUGAGCUGGUUGGAGAGUUCCUGCAAGAGCAGAAUGCCCCUCUACUGUCCCGUGCCCCCCAGACGUUUAAGAUGGAUGACCUGUUGGCCGAGAUGCAAGAGAUUGAGCAGUCAAACUUCCGACAGGCCCCUCAGCGAGCUCCCGGUGUGGCAGCCCUGGCACUAUCCGAAAACUGGACCCAGGAAUUCUUGGCUGCAGCAGAUAGUGCUGGUGACGCCUCUUCAGAUUACAAUGAGGCUGACUGGUCACAGGAGUUCAUUGCUGAAGUGACAGAUCCACUGUCUGAGUCUCCUGCCAAGUGGGCAGAAGAAUACCUGGAGCAGUCGGAGGAGAAACUGUGGCUUGGGGAAUCAGAAGACCCGUCGUCGGUGGAUAAAUGGUAUGAGGAAUAUCAACCUGAGGAUGAUCUUAAGAAAACUGUUAGUGAUUUCCUCUCUAAAGUGGAUGAUCCAAAACUCAAGAAUUCUGAGUUCCUAAAGUUUGUCCGCCAGAUCGGAGAUGGGAGGGUAUCGAUCGAAGCUAAUCAGGUGACCCACAGAGACCAAGAUCAGGCAGAGCAAUGGGCAGCUGAGUUUAUACAGCAGCAGGGGGCAUCUGAUGCCUGGGUGGAUCAGUUUGCGCGAUCUGGGAACCUGUCGGCUCUGGAUACGGAAUUUGAGCAGGCAAAGACUGCCGUGGAGUCAGACGUGGACUUCUGGGACAAACUCCAGGCGGAAUGGGAGGAGAUGGCCAAGAGAGAUGCAGAGGCUCACCCUUGGCUCUCUGAUUACGAAGACCUCAGCUCCUCGUCGUAUGACAAGGGUUACCAGUUUGAGGAAGAUAAUCCCAUGAGGGAUCACCCGGAUGCCUUUGAAGAGGGGCGGAAGCGCUUGGAGGAAGGUGACCUCCCCAAUGCUGUCUUGCUCUUUGAAGCUGCGGUGCAACAGAAGCCAGAUCAUAUGGAGGCCUGGCAAUAUCUGGGAACCACCCAAGCAGAGAAUGAACAGGAGCUUUUGGCAAUCAGUGCCCUCAGACAGUGCUUGGAACUGCAGCCUGGGAACCUCACGGCGCUUAUGGCUUUAGCGGUCAGCUUCACCAACGAGUCCCUGCAGAAGCAGGCGUGUGAGACCCUGCGGGACUGGCUGCGCCACAAACCGGACUAUGCCCACCUCCUGGAGAAGGAGCCGGAGGAAACUGUCGCAGGGACAAACCUGGGACCUUCCAAGCGUGUCCUGGGUUCCGUGCUGUCUGACUCGCUGUUCAUGGAGGUGAAAGAGCUGUUCUUGGCAGCUGUGCGCAGUAACCUCUCGACUGUGGAUCCUGAUGUUCAGUGUGGCCUGGGUGUCCUUUUCAACCUUAGUGGCGAGUACGAGAAGGCUGUGGAUUGCUUCAGUGCCGCGCUCAGCGUGCGCCCCAAUGACCAUCUUCUAUGGAACAAGCUGGGUGCUACCCUGGCCAAUGGGAAUCGGAGUGAGGAAGCUGUGGCCGCGUAUCGUCGGGCACUGGAGCUCCAGCCAGGAUACAUCCGCUCUCGCUACAACUUGGGCAUCAGUUGCAUCAACUUAGGCGCCCACCGUGAGGCUGUGGAGCACUUCUUAGAGGCUUUGCACAUGCAGCAGAAGAGCCGAGGUCCUCGGGGGCAGCAAGGCGCUAUGUCUGACAACAUCUGGAGCACCCUGCGCAUGGCCCUCUCCAUGCUGGGGCAGAGUGACCUGUACGGGGCAGCGGAUGCCCGUGAUCUGCCCACAUUGCUUCAGGCAUUUGGCCUCCAGCAGUGACUCUGGGACGGGCUCCCCUGUGAGUGCGGGGUUGGCCCAGCCCAGCGGUGACCUUCCUUAGAGAGAACACGUUCCCUAGGGCUCACACAUAUCUUUGCUCUGGUAGGGCAGAUCAUUGGCAACUGUUUUUUCAAGGACCUCCUG
Tauraco erythrolophus (red-crested turaco) is the source of this 1932-nucleotide messenger RNA. The record is from RefSeq and is a predicted model, not a curated record. NCBI's taxonomy places the organism in Eukaryota, Metazoa, Chordata, Aves, Musophagiformes, Musophagidae.